Molecule: messenger RNA, 2204 nt
Organism: Peromyscus californicus insignis
Lineage: Eukaryota; Metazoa; Chordata; Mammalia; Rodentia; Cricetidae
Product: non-histone chromosomal protein HMG-17-like
Exons: 1
Coding region: 568-840 (90 amino acids)
Biological process (GO): chromatin organization
Cellular component (GO): chromatin; nucleus
Molecular function (GO): nucleosomal DNA binding
Source: RefSeq, a predicted model, not a curated record
CAACAGACUCCUCUCAUCCCCACACAAUUGAAAACCAGUUGAAUUGAAACACUAGAACGUUUGGAUUGAAUUACAUCCACCCCUGUUAAUGUUGUAAUCUUAAGUGUUGCUAAGGGCUCAUGUUCUGAACACUACUUUUCUUGCUAGGGAUGAUAUUUCAGGAGAUUGUGGAACCUUUAGGAUGCGGGACUUGACUGACAAAGUAGAACACUAGGGGUGGACCUUUGCAAGCUCUACCUGGCCUCUAGUUCUAGAUUUAUUCUCUGCCUUCAGGUCAACCUCUCCCACUGCAUCACAGCAAUGAACUCAGCUGCUCAGCUGUGCCUUUCCACCAUGAUAGACCACAACUGUAACCCUGAAGCUGCUCCUUGCAAGUACUGUUGCCACAACAAAGCAAAGCUAACUAAUACAAUCAACAAAAUAUGUUCAAUUCUUAACUCCCAAAACCUUCUUUAGAAAUAGGGUCUUUGGGAAGAAACAGUGAGAACGACCCCUGGACGGGCCAAACCCGUGCACCAUACUGCUGCAUCCCCACGUUCAGCUCCGACGUCCCCCGCCGCCGCCGCCAUGCCCAAGAGAAAGGCUGAACAGGAUACUAAAGGAGAUAAGGCCAAGAUGAAGGAUGAGCCACAGAGAAGAUCUGCAAGGUUGUCUGCUAAACCUGCUCCUCCAAAGCCAGAGUCCAAGCCUAAAAAGGGCCCUGCAAAGAAGGGGGAGAAGGCCCCCAAGGGGAAGAAGGGGAAGGCCGAUGCUGGGAAGGAUGCGAAUAAUCCUGCAGAAAACGGAGACGCCGAAACAGACCGGGCACAGAAAGCUGACGGUGCUGGAGAUGCCAAGUGAAACGUGUGCGUUGUUGAUAACUGUGUACUUCUGGUGACCUCACAGUUUGAAAUACUAUUUUUACCAAGUUUUAUAGAAAUGCAGAAUUUUGUUUUACUUUUUUUUUUUAAGCUAUGUUGUUAGCACACAGAACACUUCAUUGUUUUUUGGGGGAAGGAACCUGUGUCACUAACGAAAUGUCUCCCAAGCUGGACUGAUGAUGGCUGAUGUGGGAAAACAUCUUUCCAUAACUUUGAAAGACUCCUCUUGGCUCUCAGGAGAAACAUCCUGGUGUUGACAUACAUGGCCACCAUGGCACAAAAUGCUUUGUGUGUGGAGAAACUCUAAAUUCAUUUUCAUACCCCUUCUCCUGCACCAACAACAUAGAUGUAACUCCUUUAAAACCAGAGACCUGUUGGAACCCCACCCGCAAAAUUGGUUUUGCUGGUCUAUCAGGCAAUCUGGACUUUGCAGUGAUAUCAUUGAGAAUCCUCAAAAGAGCAGCGGUUCCUUUUAUAAAAGAUUGUGGAUCUUCAUGAUGAUCCUGCCGUGUUCAUUUCAUUUCCUGAAAGUCAGGGUCAGCUUGGGAAAAGUUGUUAAACAACAUCCUCAGUGUGAGCUGUCAGCCCUCACUCUAAGCUCUCCCCCAUGUUCAAAGCAUCGAAUGAAGACUCAUUGGGUUUUAUAGUGGCUUUCUGAUUUUGGUAGUCUAUACAAGAAGGGAGUUUGGAAGUUCUUGUAUACUGUUAAUGACUGUCUGCCCAUGUCCUGCCUGAAAAACCAUGAGUGUUUAUGGAAAAUAUCUUUUAAAAAGCUGAGUACAGUUUGGCUUAUGAAAAAAGAAAUAGGGUCUUUGGCACUAGGAAUAUAGCUCACUGGUAGAGUGCUUCUUUAGCAUGCUCAGACCCUAAAUCCAGUCCUCAACGCUGAAAAGGAAAGGAGGUAAGAAGGAAGGAAAGGAGGAGGGGAAGGGGGAAGGAGGGGAGAAAAAGAAAUGGAGUCUUCAUAGGCCAUCAGGUUACCGUGAAACCACAUUAGAAUAGGGUGGACUCUAAUUCAACAUGGCCAUGUCUUUAAGAAAAGGGAAACAUUGGAUGCAGACACAGAGAUUACCAACUGAAGGUGAUGGCAGAGAACGAAGUAUGCUUUUACAUCCCAAGGAAUGCCAAAGUUUGUUAGCAACCAUCUGGAGCUGAAGGGAGGCCUGGAGCCAUGUCUUCUUAACAGCCUCCCAGGGAGUCCAUCUUUGCACACCAGGACCUUGGAUUUCUGAUCUUCAGAACUGUGACAGAACGAAUUUCUGUUGUUCUAACCUCCUCAGCCAGGGAGCUCUUUGUCACAGCAGCUGGGAGAAACUCAGACAGGAAGAUCAUGCUUUGUUUUCU